Messenger RNA from Henningerozyma blattae CBS 6284, 1017 nucleotides. It is a transcript of the gene IPI1, whose product is annotated as Ipi1p. The transcript has a single exon. Bases 1 to 1017 code for a protein of 338 amino acids. Lineage: Eukaryota; Fungi; Ascomycota; Saccharomycetes; Saccharomycetales; Saccharomycetaceae. The record is from RefSeq and is a predicted model, not a curated record. Gene Ontology annotation, cellular component: nucleus. Gene Ontology annotation, biological process: rRNA processing.
AUGGGUAAAAGUACAAGAAAGCAAAAGCUUAAAAAGCAAGAUUUUCAAAAAAAAAAACUAAAAGUCGGUAAAGGGCCUGUAAGACCAUCUAAUGCUACUGACACGUCUUUUUCCACACGUAGUGUCUCUAUUCGUAACCAACACCUGAUCCAUGAUCAUGGUGAUCUUUCCAAGAGAUUCCCAUUGUUAAAGCAUCACAAUAACGUUGUUCGUAAGGAAACUUUACAACAAUUCCAAAACAAUAUUCCAGAUAUUAUCAACACUAGCAUAAUGGCACCAUUAAUAACGCAAUGUAUACCACUUAUAAACGAUGAAUCUAAACAAGUUCGUGCAGCAUCGUUGGAUCUGUUCCAUGAGAUUGGUUCUCACAAUUCACAAGUAUUACAAUUGCAUUGUCGUGUUUUUAUUUUAUAUAUUUGUAUGUCAAUGACACAUAUAGUGACUGCUAUUCAGCUGGAUUCCACAAAAUUUUUAAAAAUGAUGUUGAAAUAUUGUGGGGAAGAAAUUUGUCGAUUAGCGUGGAAUAAAUUGAUCGAUGGAAUCUUCAAUAUACUAGGAUGGUCAAAAAAUGGAAAGAAUCAUGCAGCUGGGAUCGCACAGAGUGCUAAAAGAGAUGCCCAAAGUACUUGUAGUCACCUAGAUGCUUUAUGUGCAUUGAUUGAGACUGGUUGUUUAAAUAAGCGUGCUGCAGAAGGUGAAGGGAACGAUAAUGAAGCUAGCGAAACUAUAAAUCAAUACCUUAUCCCUCAAUUUCCACAGCCGUACGAGCAUUUAAAGUUAUUUGCCCGUGAAUUGACCCAAAAUAGCUCCCAAGAAGGUGAUAAUAGCAAUGGAACUACCAAUGUCAGCAUUGCCACAGACCGCACAACCCGUGUAGCUAUUGUCAAACAACAGUACUUAUCAGAAAUUCGCAAGCAAUGUAAACUACUUGUUUCCUCUGGUGGGCCACCGGGCAAAAGCGCAAACUCCUUAAUCCAAUUGCUGGACACGGUUUACGGUGUCGAUGACCAAUUAUAG